Molecule: messenger RNA, 1816 nt
Organism: Castor canadensis (American beaver)
Lineage: Eukaryota; Metazoa; Chordata; Mammalia; Rodentia; Castoridae
Gene: Pycr2
Product: pyrroline-5-carboxylate reductase 2
Biological process (GO): L-proline biosynthetic process
Molecular function (GO): pyrroline-5-carboxylate reductase activity
Source: RefSeq, a predicted model, not a curated record
UCAUUUACCACAGCCAUUUUCUGUUGUCCUGAGCACAAAUGACCAUGUUGGGAACGAACCUGGCCAGUGUGGGAGAGGGCUGCUGAAGAGGCAGGUGACAAGACAGUGUCUGUGCCUAGGAUGGGCAAAUGUUCCUAGCACUGGAGGCCCUGCUUCUCCACGUGCAGUCCUAAAGAGCUGGGUGUCCUGCUGCCCACCACCGCACCACACAGAGGCCAUGUACUCUGGUGAACAGUGGUGGGAUGUGAAAUGGCUGACACAGCUCUGGGCACUGGCACUUUGCCUUUCCUUUUGCCUCUGCCGUUUUCCACCAGGGGGGCCCCUUACCUGGCCAGGAGCAUCUGGAGUGCCAGAAUCUUGAUGGGGCUGAGGAAACUCCCACGUCCUGACUACUAUGGGAAGCUUGGCAUGUGCUGCUCCUGUGCUCCCUUGUCCAGAGGCAGAGGGGAAAACUGUGCGUGUUAGAAGAUGGGCGUGAACCUGACCCGAAGCAACAAGGAGACAGUGCGACACAGUGAUGUCCUGUUUCUGGCUGUGAAGCCACACAUCAUCCCCUUCAUCUUGGACGAGAUUGGCGCUGAUGUGCAGGCCAGGCACAUCGUGGUCUCCUGUGCGGCUGGCGUCACCAUCAACUCUGUGGAGAAGAAGCUGAUGACGUUCCAGCCAGCCCCUAAAGUGAUUCGCUGCAUGACCAAUACACCGGUGGUGGUGCGGGAAGGUGCCACGGUGUACGCCACUGGCACCCAUGCCCUGGUGGAGGAUGGGCAGCUCCUGGAGCAGCUUAUGAGCAGUGUGGGCUUCUGCACCGAGGUGGAAGAGGACCUGAUCGACGCCAUCACUGGACUCAGCGGCAGUGGGCCUGCCUACGCGUUCAUGGCUCUGGACGCGCUGGCUGACGGCGGGGUAAAGAUGGGCUUGCCACGGCGUCUGGCAGUCCGACUGGGGGCCCAGGCCUUGCUGGGAGCUGCCAAGAUGCUGCUGGACUCAGAGGACCAUCCAGGCCAGCUCAAGGACAACGUCUGCUCCCCCGGGGGAGCCACCAUCCAUGCCCUCCACUUCCUAGAGAGUGGGGGCUUCCGCUCUCUGCUCAUCAACGCAGUUGAGGCCUCCUGUAUCCGCACACGAGAGCUGCAGUCCAUGGCUGACCAGGAAAAGAUCUCCCCAGCUGCAGUUAAGAAGACCCUCCUCGACAGAGUGAAGCUGGAAUGCCCCACAGUGUCCACACUGGCCCCCAGCAGCCCAGGGAAGCUCCUCACAAGAAGCCUGGCCCCAGGAGGCAAGAAGGACUGAGGUUUCCUCUCCUGAUGCUGAGUCUUGACCAGGGCCCUUGGCCCGCCCCUCACCCCUCCACCCCAGCUCUGCCCCAGAAGGGGCAGGCUCACAUAGGUCCAGGUCCUUAUGAUAAAAAUUCCUUAGAUCUGUUCAGGCCCGGUGGCACUGGCUUCUUCUCCUGUCCUGUGUUGAAGAUACUUUAAGAGGUGGCCACUGCUGGCUACCAGGCAGCCCCGAACAUAUUCUGUUGGCUGGGACCCUGGUCAGUGCCCUGCUGGUAAGACGGUUUAGGGAGAACACUAGCUGGAGUCCUCCAGCCUGAGCCCAAGACUGGGUCAAUUUGCCACCAAGGCGAGGAGGUGAGAGAAAGCACACAGUCCUCUGAAUUGGUAUGUGGAAACAAGUAGUAAGCUAGACCUGUCACAGCUAAGCAGAAGUGACAGAAUGGGGUUUUUGUUUAUGUUUGACUCUUGCUUCAUAGGUUUCCUGCUUAGAAAGUGUUGUUUAGUGCUAGGUUUAGCAGUUUCUUUAAUAAAGUUUAUUU